Molecule: messenger RNA, 549 nt
Organism: Ramularia collo-cygni
Lineage: Eukaryota; Fungi; Ascomycota; Dothideomycetes; Mycosphaerellales; Mycosphaerellaceae
Exons: 1
Coding region: 1-549 (182 amino acids)
Source: RefSeq, a predicted model, not a curated record
AUGCCGUACGAUGAACGAGGUCUUCGCGAAAUGCAAUUUCACAUGCCCAUCCGAGCCUCAACAUACCUGAACCUCGAGUCUUUCGCUAACAAUACGACACAAAAAUCGUCGCCCCAGAAGUUCAGCUUACCCUGCCGGCUCACGUGCCAUGAGCGCAUGCGCGGCCAGAUCACGACUGGAAGUGAGGCCCGACACUUCGCUCCCUUGAGGCCUGUGGCCUGUGGAAAAUGCGACUCCAACUUGGAUGCAUUUCCGCCUUCGCUUCUACGACGAGUUCGUAAUCGAUCGAACGGACAUAGCCCAGGCCCGAAGCAAAAGCAAGAUCGCUCGCUCCAGCCAGCUGAAACCGUGCGUCCAAUUCGAUUUGGAAUGCUUCACAAUCAAUUUGGUACCUGUCGAGAACGCGACCUGCGGACGGCAGUCCUGAUGAUACACGCGCAUGGUAGCGAAAUCAUUGCAUGGCCAUCAGAUUGUAACCUCGCCAGGCCGUCAUUGCGAGUUGCUCCUCGGAAGUGUGCUGAGAACAUGGAAGCUCGCGAUGUGUUGUGA